Serpula lacrymans var. lacrymans S7.9 is the source of this 2494-nucleotide messenger RNA. RefSeq lists its product as uncharacterized. Gene Ontology annotation, cellular component: cytoplasm. Lineage: Eukaryota; Fungi; Basidiomycota; Agaricomycetes; Boletales; Serpulaceae. Gene Ontology annotation, molecular function: mRNA 3'-UTR binding. Bases 1 to 1872 code for a protein of 623 amino acids. The transcript has 12 exons. The record is from RefSeq and is a predicted model, not a curated record. Gene Ontology annotation, biological process: post-transcriptional regulation of gene expression.
AUGCACCAGUCCGACAAAUCCCAAUCUUUUCUUCCUUAUAUCAAGGAUCAUAGUCCCCCUCGUUCUCGCCAGACCUCCGCCUCUUCAAUCUGGGCUCCAAAGCCGCAACCUUUGGAAAUGACCUGGCCAAAAGCUAUCGAUUCCUUCUCUCGCGAUGCAGAGAGGGAGCCGCAGCAGCCCGCCCGUCCACGAAACUCUUCUGCGUCUCAUGCGCCGCUUGGAGGCAGUGAAGACGUGUUCGGUCCCGUUGGACUGGUCGGAAUUCCUCGCAAAAAGGACAUUGGCGCCAUCGGUGAUGGCAGGAAGAAAAGUAGCCCCGAGUUUGAUGAUAGUUAUGCCGAGCAAAUUUUACGAGCCCUCAACCUCAACUCCCCCGCUCCUUAUCCUCAGCAUUUUCCCCUUUCUCUUAAUGUCGAAGCUGCGAAUGGGUCGCCCGGCUCUCCGGAUUUGUCCCCAAGCUCUACGACUUCUACGCUUUUGACACCCACAGAUCUUUCUCCUGCGAAAAUUUUUGACUUAAAACUUAAUCCCCCUCACGAAUAUACUCCCCAUCCUAAUAUAGCACAGCCGUCUCUCUUAUUUGACCCUGUUUCCCCUUAUAGAAACCACGAACUUUUGUCUUCAGCUCAGAAUUUAUCGCAGAGACUUCAUAAUUCCCAGUCUACCAAUCAGCUAGUCCCUAAUGUCUUCCCUUUUUUUGAGCCAUUCUCAGAGCAUCCCUCCCCUAUUCCUCCCUCGCAGUCUCUAUAUGAUAGUGCCUUUUCUGGAAUUUGCCGCCGCCCAGAUUCUUCACGUGUACCUUCCAUGUCCUGGCGUCAGCAGCAAUUUGGGGCGCCUACGGAUUGGCAUAGGCCCGACGAAAAGCCAGCGGCCGAAUAUGCUUCUGGUAUGGCUGUCAACGAGGAUCACAUGCGGUCCUCUUCUCAGUUCGCGUACCAAAGUCGUGGACAGGGACAGCCCCAAGGCAGCACACAUGGGCACGAGGCGUCCAUUUUCCUGCAGCAAAAAUUAAAGGUCGCCGACUUAGACGAGCGUCAUAAGAUUGUAGAUGCUAUAUGCGCACGAGGUUUCGAAAUGAUGUCUCACCGAGGUCGAGUUGUUGAUCUCGCGACCAAUUGUUACGGAUGCCAUGUCCUUCAAAAAGCCCUUGACUGCGAGGAGGAUAUCAGGUUGUUGAUAGUUUCAGAGCUCCUCCUUGGCGACCCUGCGUUGACUCUUAUUAACAAACAUGCCUCUCAUGUAUGGAGCAAGAUCAUGGAAUUAAGCUGGACGGCCCCCGCGCCUCCCAUCUUCGCCUAUGUGAACAAGUCUUUGAAAGGGAAGUGGGCAUCUUUGGCUUGUCACGAAACGGGUUCGCUCGUUGUGCAGCACGCCUUUGAAAACCUGGAAGAAUCUGCGAAAGGUGGGAUUAUAGACGAACUACUUGACCAGGGCCCAGCUGUCUUUGGCGAAAUAACGAAAAAUCAAUGGGGCUCGUAUUGCAUCCAGCAUAUAUUGGAACAUGGGUCUCCCAAACAUCGUCAAAUAACCUUAGAUCACCUCCUAUCUGGUUUAUUAGAAUAUGCCACAAACGAACAGGGAUACAAGUCUGUCACCAAAGCUCUCAAAGAAGGUGGUAAGGAAGCGUUGGACAAGAUUGUUAAAAGGAUGUGUGAGUCUGCUAAAGGGGGCCGUCGGGCGAUGAUCGUCGACUUGGCUUUAUCAGUCACCGGAAGCCAGCUUAUCGCGAGUACUCUGCCUAAUGCAGAUAAAGAUCAACGAACCCUUCUUUAUGAAUGUAUUCGUGGUCAUAUUGUUACUUUACGGGGUUGCAAGACAGGUUCCAAAGUCAUAUGGUUGUUUGACAGAAUGCGUGCCUACUACGGCUACUGAAGAGUCCGACAAUGAAGCGCAUUCACUUUACAGCCCCACAUUUUUUGCAUCCAUCUUUCGAUCUUUUCCACGGUAUCUUGAAGUCAUCCCAACGGCUCCUUCAUGUUUUCUCUUCAAUUGGAAAUUUCACCCAUAUAGCAUGGCAUCCAAUACCAUGCUUUGUCCUAUCGCCCAUUGAAUCUCGGAAGUUCUUCAAAGACGAAAUAUGACCAUUCUCCGAUCUUUCACUGCCGCCUAUCAUCAAUUCACAUCGCAUCACGCACAGAAACACCCACUCGGUUUUGUCCAACUAUUCACUCUGCAAUGUUUAUCGAACAAUCUUCGCAUCGAACUUGUACGCAUUUCCAAUCAUGCUUAUUUCCAUCCAUCGUAAAGCUCUCGCUUCUCCUCCAUUUACUUCGCGCAUCAUCUUCAAAUUUCCUGCGUGCUCCUUGUGCAGGUGGCUGAAGUGCUGGCUCAUUUCUCAAAAUUUCGUAUUCGUUUCCACUUCAGCACAGUUUUCGUCACUCCGAUAUGUUGUGAUCAUUGCAUUUGUAGUCAUAUCACUAUCGCCCACUCUCUUUUGUAGCAUCUGUGUCUUGGGCAGUAAUAUCAUGUCAACAUGUAGUUGACGACUUGGUAC